GACGUUGGAAACAAGUUAAUUACUUAGCUGACGUAUUUUGGCGCCGAUGGAUGAAAGAGUAUCUACCAUGCUUGCAAACUCGUCAGAAGUGGUUGGGAAGGAAAAGAAAUUUCAAGGAGGGAGAUGUGGUGAUUGUGGCCUCUGAAAAAACACCACGUGGUUCCUGGCCUUUGGGAGUGAUCGAAACAUGCGAGAAGGACGAAGACGAUUUAGUAAGAACUGUGAUGGUGCGUAUGAAGGAAGGUACCGUGAGAAGAGAUAUAAGAAAGCUUUGUCUUCUUGAGGGAGUAGAAGAAAGAUAGAGUAUGCAGACAGCUAGGUAGAUAGAGCCACGGCUGAAUACACAGAGGUGUUUUGCGUGUCUGGAGGGAUUUUGGUGGCCGGUGUAAAGGAAAAAUGAUCUGAAAAUCCCUCCCGAUCACCCUUAUUUGAUUGUAUUGACAUUUAUUUUAACAUUUUUACCCUCGUUAUGGAUGGUGUACCUUUGACCCUCGCCGGUGUAAUGUUAUUUGCUUGUUUAACUGUCUUAUUUGACUUUACACUCGGUAUUUGCCUUUGUAUGUUUGAGACUUAUUAUGAGUGUUUCACUUUCCUAUUAUGUGACGCUGGACUGUUGAUAAGGUGAUGUUGUUUUACUGCGCACGACAUUUUGUUUUGGUUCAACUUACGGUUGUGCAGUGAUUUGACUGUUUGUCUUUUGACUGUCUACUGGGAACGUUUGUUUGUUGAUUUGAUUCCUGUAGGCAGAGUUUUGAUCCCUUUUGCCGGGAAUAUUCCUAUUGACCGACAGGUAUUUAACAGUUGUAUUUUUUAACCAGUUUUUACCGUGUAGUACGUAUUUGUACCCGAGAACGUUUUGGACUGUAUAGUUACCCAACGGCACUGUUGAGUACCACAGAUUUUGUUACGAAUCUACUAUUGAAUUACUACAAACCGUGUUUUGAUAUUUCGAUCCAACCUUUGACUGUGCGUCACUCGCGGAAGUUAGGAAGCUAUACAGUAGAACGCAGGAACUAGUCAGAUUCACGUCAGUUGGCACCGCCUAGCUAUUUCCCGCGUUCAGGCCAAGAUUAUUGGAUUCUGGCCGCUACAGUACUCAACAACCCGUCACUGCUGUACCUGGCAAUCGCAAGGUGUUCCUUGAGUCAAUUCCGGACGGGGAAGGUGACAUGUCCAUGGAUCCAACCUCAGAUACCAAGCAAGUCCCUCUUGAUGUUAUUUCAUGCCGUGGCUCUGAUAAUGGUACAGUUAUUGACUAUAGUAAGACUAGUCCUUGUAGGACCUCUGCUCAGUUGAAGGUACGACAGUUGGAUGAAAGGCAAGAGUUGGAACUUCGUGAAUUCAAGGCUAAACAAAGACAGGAAAGGUUGCGUCUGCAUAAAGAACUCAACUUAGAUGUGAAUGGGGGUUUAGGUGAUACCUUUUCCUUGGAUGAUGAUAUAAAGUGUCACAAAUCAGUUUGUCUUGGCAUUGACCCUCAUAGCAGUUCUGAUCGUGAAACGACUAGCCAGGCGAGCAGCGCAGAAAACAAAGGGGUUGCCGCUACGUUGCCUUGUGUCAGUGUUGGCCAUGAGUUGCCGAAAGUAGAAUUAAGCAGCUUUGACGGACAUCCAGCCAAAUAUUGGAAGUUUAUGAGGCAGUUUGAGCUCUACGUUGUCUCUAAGGUUGAUGAUGAUGGACAGAGGCUGUUAUACUUGUUACAUUACUGUAAAGGUAAGGCCAGGGAGGCUAUAGAGGAAUGCAUUAUGUUACCACCAUCUGCUGGUUAUCGUAGGGCUCGGGAUAUACUCAACGUUUGUUUGGAAGGACUCAUGAAGUCAGCCGGGCCUUACUACAGGAUCUGAUGGAAUGCUCGAACAUAGAACAAAACGAUGCUGAGGCAAUGUCGAGGUUAGCUAUAAAAAUGGAAAACUGCGCUAUAGCCCUAGAGCAAAUGGACUAUACUGCGGACCUUAACUCCUUGAGAACUUUAGAAGGUAUAGUAAAGAAAUUGCCCCGUGUGUUACAGAUGAAAUGGGCGGAGACUGUCGAAAAGCUAACUGAAACCGAACGAGAACCUACCUUCGCAGAGUUAACGCAGUUUGUGUCAGCACGUGCGAGCAUUUUGCUAAGUAGGUUUGGACAGCUGGCAACAAGCAGUCGACGACCAGAUAGUAAAAUAGCAUGUUCCACGCAGCAGCUAGUACCCGUUGGGGGAGUCCUGAAACCUUCAUGUAUAUUUUGUGGAGGGAACCAUGUAGUCACAAAAUGUACCACAUUUCUGUCGUUACCGGUGGAUGAGAGAUGGUCGAAGGCUAAAGAAACAGGUUGUUGUUUUUCAUGUCUUAAAAGGGGCCACAGGUCCGUAGAAUGUAAAAUUCACGGGGUGUGCAGUGUAGAAGGUUGUAAAGCAUACCAUCACCCUCUGUUACACAAGAAGACCCACCACGCCGUAGGCGAACAACCGGAGAAAGGCAGUUGUGGAUGCACUGAGUCUCUCAGAGAAAGCGUGUGUUUGGGCCUACUCCCGGUACGUGUAAAGCACGGUAAUAAAGAGGUUUACGGUUAUGCUAUCUUGGACAAUGGCUCUGAUACAACUUUGAUCACGAAAAAUGUUUUGCAACUUCUAGGAUUGUCGACUGACGGCACAAAGACUAUCAUCAAAACUGUUAGUGGAAGUAGAUUGGCGGACUCAGUCAGCAAGCCUUUCGAAGUUUAUUCACUAGACGGAAACGAAUGCAUACUUAUAGAUCGAGCAGUUGUGGCAAGAGAUCUCCCAGUACGGAGACCUAAAGGGUCGAUGCGAGAAAGUAUUAAAAGGUGGCCGCAUCUGACUGACGUACCCUGGACAGAGGUGGAAGACGGGGAGGUAUUGCUGCUCAUCGGUUGCGAUGUACCUGAGGCUCACUGGGUUCUAGAUCAGAAGUUAGGGGGCAGAAAGAGCCCAUAUGCUGUGAGAUCAUUGUUGGGCUGGGUCGUGUUCGGUCCGACAAGCUUUCGUGAGCACAGGGAGAGGGUUGUGAAUUGUAUGUCUCGGUCAGAUCUAUUAGUCGAUCAAUGGAAGAAAAUUUACGAUUAUGAGUUCAGCGAUUUGUACUCGGGAGAUAAGUCGUUAUCUGUCGAUGACCUAGCCGCUGUAAACAUAGUGCAGCGAGGUACUUAUUGGGAUAAUGGACAUUUCGUUGUCCCCUUGCCCUGGAAAAUGGAGUCCAAGAGAGUAUACGGUGGAUGCGAAGUAGCCAGGCGACGUUUGGAGAGUUUGAAACGCAGACUAAUAUCCUCGGAAAGCCUUCGCGAAAGCUACACUAGCGCCAUGGAAGAGACCAUCAGAAAGGGAUAUGCAGCAGUAGCUCCUGAGCCCCAGCUUAAUCCUAGCUACCGCCCACGAUGGUAUUUGCCGCAUCAUGCCGUAUUUAACCCCAAGAAACCGGGGAAGGUAAGAGUUGUGCUGGACUGCGCUGCCAAACUGUCCGGAACUUCUUUAAAUGACUUCCUGUAUCAGGGACCAGACACGACAGCGAACUUGGUUGGAAUAUUAUUGCGUUUUCGCAAAGAACUGAUUGCCCUGACGUCCGAUGUGGAAGAAAUGUUUAUGCAGGUGAAAGUCCCAGAGUUUGACCGAGGUGCUCUGCGGUUCCUAUGGUGGCCUCAGGGUGAUUUCUCGAAGGAACCUAUUGAAUAUCAAAUGACGUCACACCCAUUCGGUGCAGUGUCCUCACCGUUUUGUGCGUAUUUUGCAAUGGCCAAGACUGCCGAGACGUAUGCCAACGAUUAUGAUAGUUAUGUGGUGGAAGCAGUGAAGCAUAACUUUUAUGUUGAUGAUUGCCUAGUGUCCUUUGCAAGCCCAGGUGAGGCAAAAAC
Heterobilharzia americana is the source of this 3840-nucleotide messenger RNA. The record is from the annotation of a GenBank genome assembly. Lineage: Eukaryota; Metazoa; Platyhelminthes; Trematoda; Strigeidida; Schistosomatidae.